This is a messenger RNA of Elaeis guineensis (African oil palm), 1293 nucleotides long. RefSeq lists its product as uncharacterized. Gene Ontology annotation, molecular function: DNA-3-methyladenine glycosylase activity. Gene Ontology annotation, biological process: base-excision repair. The record is from RefSeq and is a predicted model, not a curated record. Lineage: Eukaryota; Viridiplantae; Streptophyta; Magnoliopsida; Arecales; Arecaceae.
UCCCCCCCCCUCUUCUCUGCUCUCCUUGUCCUCUGUUUUGUCUCUGUUCUUCUUUGAAACCCUAGCGUCCUAGGGUUUCGCAAAAAGAGAUCAAAUUGGCUCUGCUUCUGAUUCUGGAGCAAUGGAAGUGAAGUCUGCGACGAAGCUCAGUUCUGAGCUCCAGCCGGUUGGCAGCAGGGCGAAUGUUUCGAGCUCGCCGCCGUCCGGAAGGAAGAAGGAGGUUGCGAAGAUUGUGCGGAGGUCGAUUGCUCGGGUUUUGGAAUCUAGUGAUGUUUCCGAAGAUGGCUCGUGCUCUUCGGAUUCUUCUUGUGGCCGCCGGACUUUGGUGAAAGGUGGGGGCUUGCAGAGCAGGAAGAAGAAUACUGGAGUGAGGUCAGUGAAGGUCGUUCCUGAGGGCAUUGAUGCUGCUGCUGUGUUGUUGAUGUUUCCUGUUUCGAAGCUGGUUGUGCAGAAGAAGAGGUGUGCUUGGAUCACACCGAACUCCGAACCAGUUUAUGUCUCUUUCCAUGAUGAAGAAUGGGGAGUCCCUGUUCAUGAUGACCAAAAGUUGUUUGAGCUGCUUGUAUUGUCAGAAGCAUUGGCUGAAUUUAGCUGGCCAGCUAUUCUGAACAAGCGAGACUUGUUAAGGAAGUUGUUUGACAAUUUUGAUUCAUCUUCUAUCGCUCAAUUCACUGAGAAAAAGAUUCUCUCAGUCAAAUCAAGUGGUGGCACUUUGUUAUCAGAACAGAAGAUGAGGGCAGUUAUAGAGAAUGCAAGACAAAUGCUUAAGGUGAUUGAGGAGUUAGGUUCUUUUAACAACUAUUGCUGGAGUUUUGUGAACCACAAACCGAUCAUAAAUGGAUCCCGCUACGCCCGUCAGGUGCCUGUCAAGACUCCCAAAGCCGAAGCCAUGAGCAAGGAUAUGAUGCAAAGGGGCUUCCGUUGUGUUGGCCCAACUGUGAUCUAUUCUUUUAUGCAAGCAGCAGGCAUGGUUAAUGACCAUCUUUCUAGCUGCUUCAGAUUUGAAGAAUGCAUUGGUUCUCACUCUAAAGAAUCCAGGACGAGCACUGAAUCGAUGACAUCAGGAAAAGGCUUGACCAAGAAAUGCUCAUUACAGGAUUAAGCGAGGAGGCUCCAGGAUCCUAUGACCAUGUAUCAAGCAAACUGCACUUAACAUGUUCAGUUUCGCAGGUAUCUGUUUUUAGCUGUAUUAUCUCAGUUGUCUUUGUAUCACUAAGAUGUCAAUAAAAACUUCACUCUAAGCUAACAGGCUUCCAAAAUUUGUAAUGCAAGCUAAUCUGAUCAAAUCCAAAC